Molecule: messenger RNA, 1336 nt
Organism: Verruconis gallopava
Lineage: Eukaryota; Fungi; Ascomycota; Dothideomycetes; Venturiales; Sympoventuriaceae
Exons: 3
Coding region: 41-691 (216 amino acids)
Biological process (GO): respiratory electron transport chain
Source: RefSeq, a predicted model, not a curated record
ACCUCAUCAACCCGAUCACCAACCCAUUGCCACUCUCACAAUGCGCCCAGCGAUUCGCCUGCUUGCUGCUGUGAGCAAGCGUCUCGAGCCCGGCAGUCCUACUGGUCUGGCUGGCCUCACCACGCACGGCGCUCCCCGCAGUGCUCUUAUUUUCCUGUACACCUCCACACUCCGCAAAUUGCAACAGAUACCCGAGCACAGCGUAUAUCGACAAGCUACCGAAGCCCUCACGAAGCAACGGCUGUCCAUCAUUGAAUCCGUGAAGCCGGCCGGUUACGACUCUUGGCUGGAGAAAGUUCAGUGGCAGAUCCACAACAGGGGCGAGUCAUACAGGAAGAAUUUCGGCUUGGAGAACGAGGGCGAAGCCGUUGGCGCGUUCGCGUACACCAGAUUUAAAGACCCGGAGAAUCUGAAACCAACUAGUGGUGACCAUGCAGGCGAGAUUCCCGAUGCAAUGAAAGAUGAGGUUCCGGACUCUAUUGUGGAGAUUGAACCGGAGCCACAAAUGACUCUUGAGCAAGUCCAAGAGAUUGAAGAGAAGAUCGGUGCAGGCUUGCUCGAGGAGGUCAUCCAGGUCGCAGAGGGCGAGAUGAGGUUGGUAGAUAAGAUGAUUGCGAGCAAGGUCUGGGAACCACUAGAAGAGCAAGCACCGGAGGGUCAGUGGUCGUAUUUUGAACGAGGCGCACAUUAGGAGAACUGUAUCGCGAUAAAGCUCAUGGGGCUUAUUGUCAAAGCAGUCCACCUAGCACCUAAGUGGACGUGAAGCAUCAAAAAGCCAUUAAGAUAAAGCAUAUCGGAUCGUUUUUCUAUCGGCAUAUGCUGACACACUUAGAUACUGGCGACCACGAGAUCAUGUACAUAUUACCCAAGUAAACAUCGUGUAAAACAUGGACCUCUUUCAAUUUCUUGAAUAUUUCAGCUGUAGAUCUUGACACUCUGCACCAUCAGCACGUCUCUCUGGCAUCACACUAGCUUUACGUGCAAAGGCCCUGGGUAGACGUUUAAUGGUUUGAAUCCAGUUACGAGCAUUUUACAGCACAUAGCAUUAGAGUUUCAUGUCGCUGGCUGUGACCAGAUUUGUGAUAAGAAUCUGCAGCCCACUCUCGUACCUCCAAACUUUUACGAAAUAAUUGCGGAUUGCCUUGUAAUCUACGUGGACAGGCAUUCAGACAUUGAUGGGAUUAGUAUGAAGCUCUCGUCAGCCCUUGUGACGAAGUCUCCAGAGUACGUUUUUACAUAUAGAACGAAACACAUGCAUGUGGGAACUUAGGAUUUGUGGAGGAAACGACGAGGCAUAUGCUGGCUCCCUUCUGAUGUCAAGGUCUCUUUCGUCUCA